AUGGCUCAAAAUUUGUCCUAUCCAAAGUAUAAUGACGCAAACAAGUCUUCUAAGACGAAACAAUCUUUUCAAAAUACAUACAAAAGUAUUGAUAAUGAAAGCAUCAUCAAUAGUAUUACUGGUUAUGAAAAUGAUCUUGGAGAUAGAUUAGAACGAUUGGAACGUGAAGCUGGCAUGCAAGCACAACAGAUCGAAUUGAAUGAAUGUCUUGAAUGUAUUGCUCAACUUCUUGAUUUAUUUAAACGUACUGUUAUUACCUCCGAACUUCAAAAUCAAAAUGAUUGGCAUUAUAACAUACGACAACAGUUACAACAACAUAAUGGUGUUACUGGUAAUAGACUUCUUGAUGAUAAAGUCGAGAAGAUCGUUAUUAACAAAGGUUUAACCAAAGAACAAUGGAAUUGUCUUCUCUAUAUGGUAUUAAGUACUGGUGAUAAAGUAGAAUUAACCAAAGUUAGCAAGAAAUAUUUACAAAAAGUACGUGAUAAAGCAUCACGUCUUCUUGAAGCUGGUGAACAGAAUGCAGUAUUUGCUUUGAUUAAUGCUAUCGAAAAAUUUAUAUCGAAAAAUUAUUCCACUGAAAAAUGA
This is a messenger RNA of Rotaria sp. Silwood1, 588 nucleotides long. NCBI's taxonomy places the organism in Eukaryota, Metazoa, Rotifera, Eurotatoria, Philodinida, Philodinidae. The record is from the annotation of a GenBank genome assembly.